ACGGCGCGUGCGCAACCAAGUCUUAGAGGAGCAGUUAGCCACCAGUGAUCAGCGAACACCACAAACAGGCGACCACAACAUGAAGUGCUUUUUCAUCCUGAUAGCGACGAGCCUGGUGCUGGGUGCCUGGGCCCAGGAGGCGGCGGACUCCGACCUGGAGCAGGUGGCUUCGGCUUCGGCUCCCGAGGCGGUGGCUGUGGAGGAUCAGGUGAGCGCGGCCAGCAGCUAUGCGCCGCUGCAGGAUAAGAAGCAGGAGAAGCGCUAUGUUGGUGGAUACGGUGGCUAUGGAGCAGGAUACGGCGCGGGCUACGGCGCAGGAUACGGCGGCUAUGGCGGUUACGGAGGCUAUGGCUCCGGCCUGGCCGGCGGAUACGGAGGAGCCUACGGCAGUGGCGUUGGAGUGGACGGCUACUACAACCCGUACAGCUCGCGAUCUCUGGGCGGACUAGAUGGCGCUGCAGUGGCCGGCUAUGGAGGUUAUGGCUCCGCUCUCGGUGGCUACGGAUCCGGACUGGGCGGCUACGGCUCUGCCCUGGGUGGCUACGGAUCGGGCGUGGGCGUGGGCGGCUAUGCUGGCUCCUACAACUCGAAUCCCUAUGCGCUGUCCUACUACAACAGCAGGCUGGGCGCCGGAGCCGGCACUGGGUAUCCGUACUACAACACCCGGUUCGGUGCCGGAGGCUACCCGUCCAGCUACUACACGAGCAACUACGGCAACAGCGUGGUCGGCGGCGGACUGGGCGCCCUGGGCGGAGUGCCGCCCAUCGGAUCUGGCUACAACUACGGCUCCGGCAUCUCGGGCACCGUCUACUAGACGGCGCCGGAGGGUGCUGGCCAGCGCAACGUUCAAGAUCUAAGCUAGUGGAAUUUA
Drosophila biarmipes is the source of this 871-nucleotide messenger RNA. RefSeq names its product keratin-associated protein 6-2. Bases 80 to 814 code for a protein of 244 amino acids. The transcript has 3 exons. The record is from RefSeq and is a predicted model, not a curated record. Lineage: Eukaryota; Metazoa; Arthropoda; Insecta; Diptera; Drosophilidae.